UGUCAGUCUAGAGAGUGAGGAGUUAGAAGAAACACAUGGGCUUGAGAGGCAGACACUUUUUCCAGAGGUACCCAGAAGGACAGUUACUUUGAUGACUAUUAUUUGGUUCCAUCUGCCUUGAAUCUGGACAUAUUACUCAGUUAUAUUUUACUGCAGCUGUCUUGCACUGACAGAAAACCUGGUGGAGUGUUUUGUUCUGUCAAAACCACAGGAGAUAUCCUCACUGUUUGUGUCAGACAGUGGUCACGUCAGCUGAAAGACUGAGCGACAUGUCAAAGGAGGUGAAGCCAGAGAGCGUGUCGCUGUGUCCUCUAGACACAGCAGCUGCCCCCGUGCCAGAGCUGCUGUGUAUCUUUGGGACAGGGGACUUAGGGCGCUCUCUGGGCCAGCGUCUGCUCCAGAGUGGCUACAGGGUGGUAUAUGGCAGCCGCAGACCUCACAGCUGUGGCCCCUUGCCUCAGGGAACUCAGGUGAUGAGCCAUGCGGCAGCAGCCCAGUCUGCCAGUCUGGUCUUCAUUUGUAUUCACAGAGAACACUAUGACGUCCUCGAGACACUGGCACCGGAACUCAAGGGGAAGGUGCUGGUGGACGUCAGCAACAAUCUCAAGAAGAAUCUAUACCCAGAGGCCAACGCCGAGUAUCUGCAGAGGCUGGUCCCAGGAGCUCAUGUGGUGAAAGCUUUCAACACUUUAUCAGCCUGGGCCCUGCAGAAUGGACCAUCGGAUGCCAAUAGACAGGUGUACCUGUGUGGUAACAGUGCUGAUGCAAAGCAGACAGUGACAGAGAUAGCCACCAAACUGGGCUUCACUGCUCUGGACAGAGGGUCUCUGUCUGCAGCCAGAGAACUGGAGGACUUCCCCCUGCAGCUGUUCCCAGAGUGGAGGCUGCCACUGCGCCUGGCCCUCGGUCUUACCAUCACCUUCUAUGUCUAUGAGGUUGUUAGAGAUGUCGUCUACGGGUAUGUUCACCAGGGGAAAGACAUCUCCUUCAGAAUGAUGGUGUCCCUGCCUAACAAGGUGUUUCCCACUGUGUCGCUCAUCAUGUUGACUCUGUGUUACCUGCCUGGUGUCAUAGCUGCCUUCCUCCAGCUCUACAGAGGAACCAAAUACAAGCGUUUCCCUGACUGGCUAGAUCGCUGGAUGCUGUGCAGGAAACAGCUGGGACUGCUAGCACUUGGCUUUGCCUCUCUACAUGUGCUCUACACCCUCAUUAUCCCCAUAAGAUAUUAUGUGAAAUUCAGGAUUGCUGAUAGUACUGUCUCACAGGGCAAGCUGAACAAAACGUUAGAGUUUGACACCACAAUGGCUUGGCGUACUGACUCUUAUUAUGCAAUGGGGAUUCUGGGAUAUGCCGUGUAUCUCCUGUUGGGAAUAACCUCUCUCCCCUCCGUCAGCAACGCUCUCAGUUGGAGAGAGUUCAGCUUCAUACAGUCCAAGCUUGGCUACCUCACACUGUUCCUCUGUACCUUUCACACCUACCUAUACGGCUGGAACAAAUUCCUUAUUCCCUACUACUACAAAUGGUACACUCUUCCGACCUACAUGCUCAGUCUGGUGUUGCCUUCUGUAGUGAUGGUGCUCAGGCUCCUGCUCCUCUUGCCCUGCGUGGACCGCACCCUUACUCGCAUUCGACAGGGCUGGGAGAGGACAGAUCCAGAAGAUGACAGCAAGAAGUCACUGCUAACAUAGGGUUACUACAAUUACAGACAUUUACAACAUUGGUAUGCACAGAAAAGUAAUCACAAAGACACCACAGAAAUUUAUCUUCCAAGCAUCCCAUCUUGUUGUAUUAUGUCAUAGAUCGAAGACUGUACAAUUACACCAAUUGUUCUGCUCUAUAUUAUUAAUAAAGUCAACAGAGAAAACA
Molecule: messenger RNA, 1866 nt
Organism: Lates calcarifer (barramundi perch)
Lineage: Eukaryota; Metazoa; Chordata; Actinopteri; Centropomidae
Gene: steap4
Product: STEAP family member 4
Exons: 10
Coding region: 270-1688 (472 amino acids)
Biological process (GO): copper ion import
Cellular component (GO): plasma membrane; endosome
Molecular function (GO): ferric-chelate reductase (NADPH) activity; cupric reductase (NADH) activity
Source: RefSeq, a predicted model, not a curated record